This is a messenger RNA of Salvia miltiorrhiza (redroot sage), 2009 nucleotides long. RefSeq lists its product as uncharacterized. The transcript is spliced from 8 exons. Gene Ontology annotation, molecular function: rRNA (guanine-N7-)-methyltransferase activity. The record is from RefSeq and is a predicted model, not a curated record. The coding region runs from base 367 to 1317 and encodes 316 amino acids. Gene Ontology annotation, cellular component: cytosol; cytoplasm. NCBI's taxonomy places the organism in Eukaryota, Viridiplantae, Streptophyta, Magnoliopsida, Lamiales, Lamiaceae. Gene Ontology annotation, biological process: rRNA processing.
AGAAAAAAACAAAGGAACAAAUAAGGUCAACUAAAGAUCUUACGCUGAAAUCGGACAAAGUUGCUGAUGGAAGAUAUUGGAUGGAUGUAACUGCAGAGAAUCCAUCAACUGAAACAAAAAAUCAACUCCAAAUCAUCUGGAAGAAGGCAUGGAAAUUGUGGAAUGAAGGAAAGAUAAUGAAGUUGAUGAGCAAGCAAUAUAUAUAUGAUAGUGGAAUGGAAGAUGCAAAUAGGCCUAACACGUCGACACUGCUAGAGCUUCCUCACCCGAAGCAGCCAGCAUUCCUUCGGAUGCAAUGCAAGAGGCUCUCAAGCUAUAGAAAGAGUUGAUUUAUUUUCACUCUUGCGCCAACAGCUGGCGCCAAAAAUGUUGAUUUGUAUGAGCCCCCAAGCUUCUACUCUGCUUUCUUUGAGGUCUUUCUUCAAACACAUUCCGCCAAUUAAACCAUCAACGCUCAAACUUCGCCAUUUUCCCGCCGGAAUAGCCGCUUUCUCACGCGCCGCAGCUGCUACCCCCAAUUUUCAAGCCUUGACCUCGCACCAAAAGCAUCAAGUUCGCCUCUACAUUGACUCCCUCCUCGAAUGGAACCAGAAAAUGAAUUUGACGGCGGUGAAAGAGGAAAACGAGGUGAUGGAAAGACACGUGGAGGACUCCCUGGCGAUUAUCGAACCCGUUCAGGAUUCGUAUAUGUUGCGCUGCGGGAGCUCUUUCGAAAAUUUGAGUGUUGUUGACGUUGGAAGUGGAGCAGGGCUUCCUGGAAUGAUUCUGGCCAUUGCAUGCCCUAGUUGGAAGGUGACUCUGUUGGAGUCAUUGAAUAAGCGUUGCGUCUUCUUGGAGCAUGUCGUUAGCCUCGUUGGCCUGCAGAAUGUCCAAAUUGUACGCGAUCGGGCUGAGAAUGUAGGACAAAACCUUGACUACAGAGAGAACUUUGACAUUGCAGUUGCUAGAGCAGUUGCAGAAAUGAGAGUAUUGGCUGAAUAUUGUCUUCCUCUAGUCCGUGUUGGAGGUUUGUUUGUGGCAGCAAAGGGUCAUGAUCCACUGGAGGAAGUUGCAAAAGCUGAAAAAGCUAUUCAUUUGAUGGGUGCUUCUCUCUUGCAAACAUGUUUUGGUAUGCAUCUCUUAUAUUCACUUUCAGUUUCACUUUUCACUUUCACUUUCACUUUUACUGAUAGUAUAGCACUAAGCUUUUCAAGAAGGUUGUGUAAACUCUUUAUCUUUCCAUAUAUUCCUAAAGUAUCCUACUAUCCUUACUAUGUCCCCUCUUGGGUUAUAGACCAUUAUCAACUUUAUCUCUCAUCCUGGAAAUCCGAUGACUAGCCUAAGGGCAUCUGGGAAAUUGUAAAAGUAUCUUCACUAUAAUUGCUCUACUAUUACCUUCAGGGGGCGUGUACUUUUGAGGAUUAGCCUUGAUAGAUAAGAAUAGUAAGGCUAAUAAUCCCUUGUUUACUUAGAUGAAUUGAAACUUUCUAUCAUUUAAGCUAGUUUUGCUUGAUUCAUAUCUCAUUCGAAGGGUGGGAUUGGAUAAUUCCUACUCUUGAGGAUAAAAAUACUCAAUCAUGCAAAGUAAACUCCCCUCAUUUGAUUAAUGGAAUAAUUCUUAAUAGUAAUCCAAAUACGAUUGCCUUAAGCUAGAGUUGCUGUUUUCCAUGUCAAUCUGAGCCAUCAAAUGUUAAGUGCAGAAUCACGCUGAACUUGUGUAAUGCUAACAAAAUCUUGCGCUCCAAUUCAGUGGAAUCUCAUAGCAAAUUUGGACAGAGAACGGCCAUUAUAUGCCUGAAAGAUGGUCCAACCCCAAGAAAAUAUCCUCGGGCACCGGGCAUUCCUUCAAAGCUCCCACUAUGAUGUUGAUAUUAGAACAGUAAGGUUUAGUUAGCUAUCUGUUUUAUCGUAUUAUCUAGUUACUUCUUGUGAACAAGAUUCCUGUGUCAUUCAACUGAGACACACGGUGAUGUACAUCAUAUCUUGGUAUAUACUCUUGUGCACAAGUAUGUACUUGUUUGUUGUUCUAA